Molecule: messenger RNA, 1281 nt
Organism: Thermothelomyces thermophilus ATCC 42464
Lineage: Eukaryota; Fungi; Ascomycota; Sordariomycetes; Sordariales; Chaetomiaceae
Product: glycoside hydrolase family 18 protein
Exons: 3
Coding region: 1-1281 (426 amino acids)
Biological process (GO): carbohydrate metabolic process; chitin catabolic process
Cellular component (GO): extracellular region
Molecular function (GO): chitin binding; chitinase activity
Source: RefSeq, a predicted model, not a curated record
AUGGUGACUCCCUCUCUGAAGAAGGCAGCUCUGGCUGCCCUGUCCCUCUUCCCGCUCCUCUCCCUAGCUUCGCCGGUGCCAGCAACAGCCGAAGCUAGCGUACAGACCCGGCAGUCAUCGGGAUACAAGAACAUCGUGUACUUUACCAACUGGGGUAUUUACGGCCGCAACUACCAGCCAGACCAGCUGCCCGCGUCUCAGCUCACCCACGUGCUCUAUUCCUUUGCCAACAUCAGGUCCAACGGCGAGGUAUUCCUCUCCGACACGUAUGCGGACCUAGAGAAGCACUAUCCCAACGACUCAUGGAAUGACGUCGGAAACAACGUGUACGGCUGCGUCAAGCAGCUCUUCCUGCUCAAGAAGGCGAACCGCCAGCUCAAGACGCUGCUCUCCAUCGGCGGCUGGACCUACUCGGCCACCUUCCCCGCGGCGGCCAGCACAGCCGAGAGCCGAGCCCUCUUCGCGUCGUCGGCGGUCCGGCUCCUGGCCGACCUGGGCUUCGACGGCCUCGACAUCGACUGGGAGUACCCGGCCAACGAGCAGGAGGCGGCCAACUUCGUCCUCCUGCUCAAGGCGGUCCGCUCGGCCCUGGACGACUACGCGGCCCAGCACGCGCCCGGCUACCACUUCCUCCUCACCAUCGCCUCGCCGGCCGGCCCGAGCAACUACGGGCACCUGCCGCUGCGCGACAUCGCCGGCGUGAUCGACUUCUUCAACUUCAUGGGCUACGACUACGCCGGCUCGUGGAGCACCGCGGCGGGACACCAGGCCAACCUGUACCCGACCGCCGACGCGGGCAGGACGCCCUUCUCGACCGACAAGGCCCUGUCCGACUACGUCGCCGCCGGCGUCGACCCGGCCAAGAUCGUGCUCGGCAUGCCCAUCUACGGCCGCUCCUUCGAGGCCACCGACGGCCUGGGCAAGCCCUUCACCGGCGUCGGCCAGGGCAGCUGGGAGAGCGGCGUGUGGGACUACAAGGUGCUGCCCCGGGCCGGCGCCACCGUCCAGUACGACGAGGAGGCCGGCGCGACCUACAGCUACGACCCGGCCACGCGCGAGCUCAUCAGCUUCGACACGGUCGACAUGGUCAAGAAGAAGGUCGACUACGUCAAGCAGAAGGGCUUCGCCGGCAGCAUGUUCUGGGAGGCCUCCGCCGACCGCACCGGCGACCAGAGCCUCAUCGGCGCCAGCUUCGGCGCCCUCGGCGGCAUCGACCAGUCCCAGAACCAGCUGUCGUACCCGGACAGCAAGUAUGAUAACCUCAGGGCCGGCUUCCCGUGA